UGAUUCCAGUUGUUUUCACAUCCCCUCACUAACAAAGAGACUCAGAGCUGCUGUCUCUUACAUCUCCGGGUAAAUGUGUGGAGUGGUGCGCAACUAACGAUUGACGCCCCUGUACAUCGAGGCGAGGACGAAGAAGUAAAGAGCAGAAAUACACCUUGCUUUCAAGAAGAGAAAUUAGGGUGAGCGUUUGAAAAGCUUCAGGCAGACUUGAUUGAACGUACAGAGCGAAAAUGGUGUCGGCCGGACUGGAGAUCCUGGGACUAUCUCUGUGCGUAAUUGGCUCGCUCCUGGUGAUGGUUUCCUGCGGGCUGCCCAUGUGGAAGGUGACGGCUUUCACUGAAUCCAACAUCGUGGUGGCUCAGACAUUCUGGGACGGCUUGUGGAUGACCUGCGUGGUGCAGAGUACGGGCCAGAUGCAGUGCAAGGUGCACGACUCCGUCCUCGCCCUCAGCCGCGACCUGCAGGCGGCCAGAGCGCUCACCAUCAUCUCCUCUGUUAUGGGCGUGCUGGGGCUCAUGGUUGUCAUUGCCGGGGCGCAGUGCACCAACUGCAUCCGCACUGAGUACGUCAAAGCCCGGGUGGUGAACGCCGGAGGGGUCAUCUACAUCAUCAGCGGUCUGUUUGUGCUGGUGCCUCUCUGCUGGAUGGCCAACAACAUCAUAUCGGACUUCUACAACCCGCAGGUGCCCGCACCCAAUAAGAAGGAGAUCGGCGCUGCGCUCUACAUCGGCUGGGCGGCCUCAGCGCAGCUGCUGAUCGGAGGAUCGCUGCUGUGCUGCUCCUGUCCUUCCAGCGCGAACUCGGGUUACUCGGUAAAAUACUCACCGACCAAGAGAGCCACGCCGAACGGGGACUAUGACAAGAGGAAUUAUGUGUAGCAAUGUGGCCCAUAGCAGGCGGUGCGUAAAAGUGACCUGCGGCUUCUGAAAAACGUUUGUUUGUUUUUUUGACGGAUAUUAUCUUUGCACCUGCAGUUUUUGAUUUUUAGAAAUCUGAACUUUACACGCUCGGACCACAAAUUCACAAAUACUUUUUUGUAUCUACAGGAGAUUAAAAAAAGACUAUCAACUACAAGAGGUAGCUCACGACAAAAAGGAGUAUCUUUGUUAGGUACCUGCUCUUGUAAGUUUUCGAAAAUUGUUAGUAUUUUGAAUUGUUUGCCGUUGUAACAGCAACGUUUUUAUUUUCUAUGGAAACUCUCGCCAUCGACUCCAUACACUAUUCUUUUACCUUGAUGUGCAUUGUCAGCACAAACUUGUACAGUUAAUGAGAAUUAUUGCACUCCCACACAUUCAAAGACCCAUUUCCUUUAGUGGAACUGCGCCGACAUGUUGGGGACUCCAACAGUGUCCAAUAGCAAUAAAGAGCAAAGAAGAAAAGCGUAGACAUGUUAAAGCCUUAAUAAAUCUCGGACAGGCUUUUAUGUUGAUGGCGGAGGGUUGGCGGUCUAAUUGUGGACCUGUAGAGCCCGGAGAGGCUGGGAUCUACAGGUCGCAACAUAAAUUUGUUACAGUCCGUUAUUCGGCUGCACUGAGCACCUGUAACGUUUUUUCCAUCAUUGUCACUGCAGGAAGUUUUUUCUUUUCAAAACAUUCUAGGAAUAAACUUUGUUUUCUGUUGUUUUGUUGACGUUUGAUGUAAUGAUUCAUUAUUCGUGUAUAUGAAGAUGCAAUAUUGUUUCAUUUUUAUUAAGAUUAAACUGAAUAUAUUGUCUGAAAUCUUUA
This is a messenger RNA of Morone saxatilis (striped sea-bass), 1724 nucleotides long. RefSeq names its product claudin 5a (gene cldn5a). The transcript has a single exon. The record is from RefSeq and is a predicted model, not a curated record. Gene Ontology annotation, biological process: bicellular tight junction assembly; cell adhesion. Lineage: Eukaryota; Metazoa; Chordata; Actinopteri; Moronidae. Bases 231 to 878 code for a protein of 215 amino acids. Gene Ontology annotation, molecular function: structural molecule activity. Gene Ontology annotation, cellular component: plasma membrane; bicellular tight junction.